Syngnathus acus (greater pipefish) is the source of this 969-nucleotide messenger RNA. It is a transcript of the gene apodb, whose product is annotated as apolipoprotein Db. The coding region runs from base 132 to 695 and encodes 187 amino acids. The record is from RefSeq and is a predicted model, not a curated record. Gene Ontology annotation, biological process: lipid transport; brain development; tissue regeneration. Gene Ontology annotation, molecular function: lipid binding. The transcript has 5 exons. Lineage: Eukaryota; Metazoa; Chordata; Actinopteri; Syngnathiformes; Syngnathidae.
GACGCUCCUCCGGACGUCCAAUCAGCGUCGACUAUUGAUGUGACGUCUCUUCCAGGCAAUUGCUUAAGUUAAGUAACUUAAGUUACCACCAUUCGGAAGAGGAGAAAGCGUUCAGGCUGGAGGGUCCACUGAUGUCAUCAAGCAUGUUGGCGUUGUGUGCCCUGGCGUUGUGGCCGCUUCUGACCUCGGCGCAGACAUACCGCUGGGGGCCCUGCCCCACUCCCAAGGUGCAGCCCAGCUUCAACCUCCAGCAGUAUUUGGGCAGGUGGUACGAGAUCGCCAAGCUGCCCGCCAGCUUCGAGAGGGGCAAGUGCAUCGAGGCCAACUAUGCCAUACGACCAGACGGAACCAUCCGAGUGCUCAACUCGCAGUUCUAUAAAGACAAGGUGCGCACAGCGGAGGGGACAGCGGUGGUGCCCGACUUGAGAGAAGCGGCCCAGAUUGGAGUCAGCUUCUCCUACUUCACCCCCUACAGUCCGUACUGGAUCCUGAGCACAGACUACAACAGCGUGGCCGUGGUCUACUCGUGCACCGACAUCCUGCGCCUAUUCCACGUGGAGUACGCUUGGAUCCUGGGCCGCUCGCGCUUCUUGCCCUCAGAGACCGUGCGCUACGCUCAGGACUUGCUCUUGACUGAGGGUGUGGACCUCUUUCGCAUGACCGCCACCGAUCAGACGGGUUGCAAGGAUGACUAGCGCCUCGUCGCUACAUGCUAGCUUAAUCAGUGAGCUGAGAAGGGCUUUUCGCCGUGGGAUUACAUUCUUUCCAAAUAUGAAGAAUGCACGUUUGUCGUUGGUCGGCCAUGACACGCUAACUUUAAGCUAUCCGCUAUCUGCUAGUAUAUUUAAAACCCAUUGAGCUGCUGAUUGACAAAAAGGGGGAAAUCAAAUAAUCAUUGAAUCAUAAUGCAAGUUUCUAAUCAUAUUUGUUUUACUUGUGAUUAGAAUAAAGACUGUUAUGAGAAAUAUA